CGCGCGUCUGUGUGGCAGUUUCUUGAAGCCGAAGAAGACGACGACGACGACGACGGAGAAGGAGAAGCGCAGUGGGAUGUCCCUGUACUCAGUCCUGGCCCCCAAAGUGGAGAUGAGCAAGAGCCAAGGAAGGGAGACCAUCUCUUAAGACUCCCAAGCCAGGAUGGUGCACCUGCAGCAGCCCCUGCCUCUGCUUGUGGUGGUGCAGAGCUUCCUCCCGCUUAUAUUCUGUGAUGCUAAGCAAAUCAUACGUGCCACAGAUUUACUGGACUGGGAGGACAAAGAUGCUGCAGAUACACUGGUUGACAAUGUUGUCCAUUCAAGAAUCAUCAACCCUUUGCGACUCUUUGUUAAGCCAUCUCCAGCAAUAAAACAUGGGCAGAUGUCAUAUUCAGACAACAUGGACAACUUUUGGGAUUGGUUAUCCAACAUCACUGAGGUUCAGGAAUCGCUUGCACGAACUAAACGCAGACCAAUUGUAAAAACUGGGAAAUUCAAGAAAAUGUUUGGGUGGGGUGACUUCCAUUCUAAUAUCAAAACUGUGAAGCUGAAUCUUCUCAUAACAGGAAAAAUUGUUGACCACGGCAAUGGAACCUUCAGUGUUUAUUUCAGGCACAAUUCAACAGGCCUUGGAAAUGUUUCUGUGAGCCUGGUGCCACCAUCGAAGGUGGUGGAGUUUGAAUCUUCACCACAGUCAACACUAGAGACCAAGGAAUCCAAGUCUUUCAACUGCCGAAUCGAAUAUGAGAAAACAGACAGGGCUAAGAAAACUGCGUUGUGUAACUUUGACCCUUCAAAGAUCUGCUAUCAAGAGCAGACGCAGAGCCAUGUAUCCUGGUUGUGUUCUAAACCAUUUAAAGUCAUCUGUAUUUACAUUGCCUUUUACAGCGUUGAUUACAAACUGGUGCAAAAGGUCUGCCCUGAUUACAACUACCACAGCGAGACGCCAUAUUUAUCCUCUGGAUGAUACACUCCAUCCUCUUUUCAAUGACUGUUGAAACAGAAUGUUGAUAAUCUGUCUAAACUUCUACUUUAAACUCCUUAGGACAGUGCUUCCUAAUCAGGUUAAACAAACACAUUUCUUGCCCCUAAAAGAAAAUAAUCCUCUGUCUAUAGGCUGGUUCACCCAUGCAUGUUCUUCACUUGAUGAGUACAAUGUCUAGUAGCAGUUUGCAUGUGGCAACGAACCAUCAUAGGUCAAACACCAUAGACAGAACUUUCAUAGCACUUUGGAUACAAGUCUUUCAGUGGAGUAAGUUCAACCAUUCAGCUGUGAUUCAAUGUGAUGAGUGAUCUAUGAAUGUGUGAACCAGCCCUAUGUCUGUACUGUGACCAGAAAUAAUUUAAUAUUCAGAUACCAAAAUGUAAUUUCAUUGUUACUUGCACCUGUUGUG
Molecule: messenger RNA, 1394 nt
Organism: Elgaria multicarinata webbii
Lineage: Eukaryota; Metazoa; Chordata; Lepidosauria; Squamata; Anguidae
Gene: NXPH2
Product: neurexophilin 2
Exons: 2
Coding region: 164-967 (267 amino acids)
Molecular function (GO): signaling receptor binding
Source: RefSeq, a predicted model, not a curated record